Molecule: messenger RNA, 690 nt
Organism: Parascedosporium putredinis
Lineage: Eukaryota; Fungi; Ascomycota; Sordariomycetes; Microascales; Microascaceae
Source: the annotation of a GenBank genome assembly
AUGUCUUCAAACGCCGACACCAUGUCCGAGUCUAAGCAUCAGAUGAACUCGUCCGAUUUCGAAGUUGAUUCCCAUGACCUUCCAUCCCAGUCCAAGGCCAAGACCGUCCAUCUCUUGGACACCGUUCGCACCGCUUUGACUGCGGUCUCAAUUCUUUCUGCCAUCACCAUACUCGCCACCUCGGCAGAUGCUUUAUCUAUCUACCAGGCGACUCACCUUCCCGAGGACCACCUUCUUCCUCUUUGGCCAGCCGCCUUCAACAUACGCCCCACAAUUGCCCUGGUCGUGUGUAGUACCAUCGUUGUGGUGGCCAGUGCCAUCUCUCUCGGGUUUGGAAAGACUAAGACGCUCGGAAACCAGGUAUCCGUUGCCGCCAUCGCUAUUCUCGUACCGACUGUUGUGUCCCUGACCGCGGCGAUCAUCGCCAUCUCCUUCUUCUACACCGUCAACGGCUCCGUGGAGGUCGAUACCGUGCAGAGCUGGAGCUGCCAGUGGCGCGAUGUUUCGAUGUCGACGAGGCCACACUUUGGUACCCUAUGCAGGCAAAGCCAGGCUUCGACUGGACUCGCUGUCGCUCUCGUCCCAAUCCAGGCCAUUAUCCUCGGCGUAUCCGCUGUAGAGAUGGUUCUCGCCAAGGCUGUGAACUCGGCGAGUGUUCCUUCAAGGAAGACGGCAAGCCCUGGUUUCUAG